AGCCAUCAUUCUCCCACAGGGAUCCUUGUUACUCCUGAAUUUCAGGACUGUCUUCCGUGUUGAGCUCCUUUGUUUUGUUCUUUCCUUGUGUGGGUCUAGGAAGGACAAUGGGGACAGUGAGAGCUGGGCUAGAACAGGUUCAGACACAGUCACUUUGAGUCCUACCUGUGGCGUCCCUAGGUAAGGCCCCAUCCCUGUUGUCAAGGGAUAUGCCGGCAUGCUGGGCUCCAGGUGACAUGGGCUGGACUCUAAAUCCAUUGCUCCUGUCACUACCACUACCCCUCCCCCGUGACAACCCUGCUCGCUCCCCUCGUAUGUGUGCAAGGCUAACCUUCAACUCUUGAGCCUCCUGCCUCAGCUUCUGUGUGCUGGGACUGCAGACAUGAGUCAUCACACCAGUUUCCACACCCUUUCAGAGGACCUCAUUUGCUUGUACCUCCUGUCUGAAAGGAAGGGACAGAGAGGGUUUGGAGACCAAGGCAUGGGAGCAAGACUCAGAGAGAGAUGCAAUGAGCGGGUUUGUGUGUACCAGCUUUCUUCUGUGUUUCUCUGGCGCUGUGACUGUCUGUCCAAAUCCUCCCCAUUUUUCAAUGCUUCCUCAUGUGGUUUCUGUGGUCUCCGCACUAGAACUUAUUUGAGAGCACCAGAAUUCUCCAGCAGCAGCAUUUGCCUUCUGCUGUGUGCUCUCGUGUCUAGUCCACAUUCGUUCGUUCACCAAGGGUGCUCGUCACCCAGGAAGAGUGGCUGUCUGUUUUGCAUUCCUGGGUGCCUCUCAUAGUACAGAACUUUGGUCAGUAUCCGUCCCAGCUUCACCACCUGCCAGCUGUGUGGCCCCUCUCGCUUCUUCCCCUCCCUGAGCCUUAGUUUACAUUCAUUGUUGAAACAUUAGACUUGCCAGGCAGUGGUGGUGCACGCCUUUAAUCCCAGCAUUCAGAUUUAAUCCCAGCCGGUGGAUCUCUGUGAGUUUAAGGCCAGCCUGGUCUACAGAGCAAGUUCCAGGACAGGCUCCAUAGCUACUUGGAAACACUGGCUCGAAAAACCAAAACCAAACAAACAAACAAAAAUAUUAGACUUUACUUUCAGAUAUGGGAUUCUAUGGCCCUGUCUUUGGAAGGAGGAAGAGCCUGGGUUGAGUGUUCUUGUGAGCCCCCACCUGCCCGUAAAGAUUCAGGCAUGAUUGGGUCUAGCAGAGCGGCAGAGACGGGCCCAUUUGCUCAGCCUGUGAGUGACCAGGCCAGUCCUGUGGUCAGGCUCAAGGGUGACCAUGUCGCCUGCCUCAGUCUCUUCACAGAACCCUCAGAGCCCCUCCCCGAGGAGCCCAAGCUUGAGGGGAUGGCCUUCCACCACUGCCAUAAGGACCCCAUGCCGCAGUCAGGCCUCUCUCCUGAGAGGCUGCAGGCCCGGAGGCAGCUGUGUGCCGCCUGUGCUGUGUGCUUCCUCUUCAUGGCUGGGGAGGUGGUUGGUGGGUAUUUGGCACACAGCUUGGCUAUUAUGACCGAUGCCGCUCACUUGCUGGCAGACGUAGGCAGCAUGAUGGGCAGCCUCUUCUCCCUCUGGCUCUCCACUCGGCCAGCCACCCGAACCAUGACCUUUGGCUGGCACCGCUCAGAGACUCUGGGGGCUUUGGCCUCUGUGGUCUCCCUCUGGAUGGUCACUGGCAUCCUGCUGUACCUGGCCUUCAUCCGCCUGCUGCAUAGUGACUACCACAUCGAGGGGGGUGCCAUGCUGCUGACCGCCAGCAUUGCUGUCUGUGCCAACAUGCUAAUGGCCUUUGUGCUGCACCAGGCUGGGCCCCCCCACAGCCAUGGAUCUAGGGGCACAGAGUAUGCACCGCUGGAGGAGGGGCACGGAUACCCUCUGCCCCUGGGAAACACCAGUGUCCGGGCUGCCUUUGUGCAUGUGCUGGGGGAUCUCCUCCAGAGCCUGGGGGUCCUGGCUGCCUCCGUCCUCAUCUACUUCAAGCCUCAGUACAAGGCAGCUGACCCCAUCAGCACGUUCCUCUUCUCUAUCUGUGCCCUUGGAUCCACAGCCCCUACCCUUCGAGACGUUCUGCGCAUCCUCAUGGAAGGUGCCCCUCGCAGUGUGGGUUUUGAACCUGUAAGGGACACACUGCUGUCAGUGCCGGGAGUCCGAGCAACGCAUGAGCUGCACCUGUGGGCCCUGACGCUGACUUACCACGUUGCCUCUGCACACCUGGCUAUUGACUCCACGGCUGACCCUGAAGCUGUCCUGGCUGAGGCCUCGUCGCGGCUCUAUUCCCGGUUUGGGUUCUCCAGCUGCACCCUGCAGGUGGAGCGGUACCAGCCUGAGAUGGCCCAGUGUCUGCGCUGCCAGGACCCCCCCCAAGCCUGAGCCUCAGCCCCCACUGCCAGGCCCAGGCUCAGCCCUGGACUCUUAGCACCUGCCUCCCCACCACAGAAGGGACCAUCCUCUCUCCAUCUUCCACCUGCCAAACGCCCCAGCCCCUGCCCCCGGUGGUCAAGACCAAAGUGUACAUGUGGGGAAGAGGGAGGAGGGGAGGAUCAGACUGAAUUUCUGUAAGCAGUUUAGGGGUGUGGGGUGUGGGGUAUGUGGAAGCCCCACCAUUCGUGUUCCACGUGGCCUGGAGAGUCAUGCUUGCCCUUUCUGUGCAAUUCAUGUGUCCUUGCGGCAGGCUGGCUGGUAGCUGGGGACAUCUGCCUGUCUGUGUGCUGUUUGUGUGCCUAUGCCUGGGGAGGUCAUCAGGGGCCCCCUCCCCACGUGAUCCUUGCUCUGUCUAUGCAGGGGCCCCAAUGCCUGCACUUUUGUUUGUGUGCCCUGUGGUUUUGUCUGUUGUGUGUGUGUGUUCUUUGGUGCUGUGGCCUGUGUGUCUUUGUGGCUGUGCUGGUCUCUGUUGAGUCUGCUCUACCUGUGUGUCCAUUUAGGGAUCUGUCUGUCCAUCCCUCUGUUGGUGCUGUGUCCUCAGCUUUCCCCUCGGGAGAGGGAGGACUCCGAUACAGCCCCACCAAUAAACUCGUGUCUAACUGCA
Arvicola amphibius (Eurasian water vole) is the source of this 3007-nucleotide messenger RNA. RefSeq names its product solute carrier family 30 member 3 (gene Slc30a3). Lineage: Eukaryota; Metazoa; Chordata; Mammalia; Rodentia; Cricetidae. Gene Ontology annotation, cellular component: plasma membrane. The transcript has 7 exons. Gene Ontology annotation, biological process: response to zinc ion; zinc ion transmembrane transport. Gene Ontology annotation, molecular function: zinc ion transmembrane transporter activity. The record is from RefSeq and is a predicted model, not a curated record. The coding region runs from base 1096 to 2352 and encodes 418 amino acids.